This is a messenger RNA of Sphaeramia orbicularis (orbiculate cardinalfish), 1912 nucleotides long. RefSeq names its product dolichyl-diphosphooligosaccharide--protein glycosyltransferase subunit (non-catalytic) (gene ddost). Lineage: Eukaryota; Metazoa; Chordata; Actinopteri; Kurtiformes; Apogonidae. The transcript has 11 exons. Gene Ontology annotation, cellular component: endoplasmic reticulum membrane; oligosaccharyltransferase complex. Bases 30 to 1433 code for a protein of 467 amino acids. The record is from RefSeq and is a predicted model, not a curated record.
CUAACGCUGACGUCCACUUCUGCAGCAAAAUGGCGGCGUUGACAGCAGUCGUGCAGGAGGCGAACCGGUCCCAUUCUGUAUCAUAUUCCAAACAGCGGACCGGAAUGAAGACCCAAAGGCGGUUCGGACUCUUGGACAGAAGUAUCCUCUUAUUUGUAUGUUUUUUGUCCGCGGUGCACUGUGUUUCCGCUGACGGCAAGACGUUGGUGCUGCUGGACAACCUCAACAUCAGAGACACCCAUUCAAUCUUCUUCCGCAGUCUGGCAGAUCGUGGCUUUGAUCUCACAUUCAAAACAGCUGAUGAUCCCUCCCUGUCUCUCAUUAAAUAUGGACAGUUUCUAUACGACCACUUAGUCAUCUUUUCUCCAUCAGUUGAAGACUUCGGAGGCAACAUUAAUGUGGAGACAAUUACAUCUUUCAUCGAUGGUGGAGGAAAUGUCCUGGUUGCUGCCAGUUCAGAUAUCGGUGAUCCACUGAGGGAGCUUGGCAGUGAGUGCGGCAUUGAGUUUGAUGAAGAGAAGACUGGUGUGAUUGACCAUCACAACUACGAUGUGUCCGACCCUGGAGAGCACACACUGAUUGUUGCUGAUCCAGAGAACCUCCUGAAAGCCCCCACUAUUGUGGGCAAACCCACCAACAAACCUGUCCUGUUCAAGGGAGUUGGCAUGGUGGCAGACCCAGACAACCCUCUGGUCCUGGACAUCCUCACUGGCUCCUCUACAUCCUACUCCUUCUUCCCAGACAGACCCAUCUCUCAGUACCCCCACGCCGUUGGGAAGAACACUCUGCUGAUCGCUGGCCUUCAGGCCAGAAACAACGCUCGAGUGGUUUUCAGCGGUUCCCUGGACUUCUUCAGUGAUGCAUACUUCAACUCUGCAGUGCAGAAGGCCAGACCAGGGUCCCAGAGGUUCGAGCAGACCGGUAACAUGGAGCUGGCAGAGGCUCUGUCUCGCUGGGUGUUCAAAGAGGCUGGAGUCCUCAGAGUGGGAGCCGUUACCCAUCAUCCUGUGGGAGAGACCACGCCCCCUGCUGCAUACACCAUCACUGACCUCGUGGAGUACAGCAUUGUCAUUGAGAUGCUCUCUGAAGGCCACUGGGUUCCCUUUGAUGGAGACGACAUUCAGCUGGAGUUUGUGAGGAUCGAUCCCUUUGUCAGGACUUACCUCAAGAAAAAUGGAGGUAAAUACAGCGUCCAGUUCAAGCUGCCUGACGUGUACGGAGUGUUCCAGUUCAAGGUGGACUAUAACCGUCUGGGGUACACACACCUGUACUCCUCCACUCAGGUGUCUGUCCGUCCCCUACAGCACACUCAGUAUGAGCGCUUCAUCCCCUCCGCCUUCCCAUACUACGCCAGCGUGUUCUCCAUGAUGACGGGACUUUUCAUCUUCAGCGUCGUCUUCCUGCACAUGAAAGAGAAGGAAAAGUCCGACUAAAGCACAGAGAAACAGUUGGGAAGGAAAAAGACAUCAUACAGUUGACCUGUUGGAGCUAAAAUUGUAUGUCCUGACAGGUGGAGUCCUCAAGUGGGGAGUUGUACUGCAGUCCUUUGUACAAAAAAAAACAAACAAAAAGGCCAAAAUAAAAUAAAUAAACAAGGGUGUUGUGGAGUUUUCAGGGCACUCUCUGCCUAGAGUGGUUAGGUGUACUUUUUUCUACUUUAAAAUUACAGAGGAAUUCAGUUUUUCAGCUGAAUUCAGUCGUUGUCUUUGUUUUUUUUUUUUUGUGAAUAAAUGUGUUUUACUUGACAAACGUGUCAGGAGUGAAGCACUUGAAUUGGACUUGGAGCAUAAGUAAAUGACCCUAGUUUGAAGGUGAAGGGUUAUUGUGGUAACGAUGCACUGAAUACGCUGAUGGAGCUUUGACUUUAAUGUGUUACCACUGAAGUUUGUGUCAAUAAAAUACUGACAUUCCA